Molecule: messenger RNA, 339 nt
Organism: Aspergillus wentii DTO 134E9
Lineage: Eukaryota; Fungi; Ascomycota; Eurotiomycetes; Eurotiales; Aspergillaceae
Exons: 2
Coding region: 1-339 (112 amino acids)
Source: RefSeq, a predicted model, not a curated record
AUGUCUCUCCGUCCUUUGUCGAAUAGCCUUCGUGCCCGCUGUCUUCUCCGGCAACCACAGAACGUCCAGGGAUUCUCGACCCGAAGCACCCUUCGUGCCGCUGAUCAUGGCGACCACUAUGACCCUCCCAGCGGAUGGCUUUUCAACGUCAAGCCGGGCCAGAAGUACGAGAAGGAAGGCUGGGAGAACAUUUGGUACUAUGGAUUUAUUGGAAGUUUGAUUGCUGCUGGUGUCGCAUACGUCUUCAAGCCAGACACCUCGAUACAAACAUGGGCUUUGGAAGAAGCACGACGAAGGCUGGAAGCUGAGGGCAUCCUGGAGGAUCCCCAGAGAAAGUAA